AGGGCGCGGCCCCGGGAGCGCAGCUCCUUCCAGGGCAGAGGGCGGCGCGAGGGAGGGAGCGAGGGAGGGAGCGAGGGAAGGGAAAGGCGAGCGUGAGCUGCCUCAAAUGCUUGGAAUAAUUCCGCUUCCGUUUGGAAAGCCGCAGCCUCAGUCCCGCCGCCGCCCGCUGCGUCCGCCCAGCACCAGCUCCGCGUCCCGACCGGCCCGCGGCAGCCUGCGCCGCGCCAUGGCCACCUCCCCGCAGAAGUCGCCUUCUGUCCCCAAGUCUCCCACUCCCAAGUCGCCCCCGUCCCGCAAGAAAGAUGAUUCCUUCUUGGGGAAACUCGGAGGCACCCUGGCCCGGAGGAAGAAAGCCAAGGAGGUGUCCGAGCUGCAGGAGGAGGGAAUGAACGCCAUCAACCUGCCCCUCAGCCCGAUUCCCUUCGAGCUGGACCCCGAGGACACGAUGCUGGAGGAGAAUGAGGUGCGAACAAUGGUGGAUCCAAACUCACGCAGUGACCCCAAGCUUCAAGAACUGAUGAAGGUAUUAAUUGACUGGAUUAAUGAUGUGUUGGUUGGAGAAAGAAUCAUUGUGAAAGACCUAGCUGAAGAUUUAUAUGACGGACAAGUCCUGCAGAAGCUUUUCGAGAAACUGGAGAGUGAGAAGCUAAAUGUGGCUGAGGUCACCCAGUCAGAGAUUGCUCAGAAGCAAAAACUGCAGACUGUCCUGGAGAAGAUCAAUGAAACCCUGAAACUUCCUCCCAGGAGCAUCAAGUGGAAUGUGGAUUCUGUUCAUGCCAAGAGCCUGGUGGCCAUCUUACACCUGCUCGUUGCUCUGUCUCAGUAUUUCCGGGCACCAAUUCGACUCCCAGACCAUGUUUCCAUCCAAGUGGUUGUGGUCCAGAAACGAGAAGGAAUCCUCCAGUCUCGGCAAAUCCAAGAGGAAAUAACUGGUAACACAGAGGCUCUUUCCGGGAGGCAUGAACGUGAUGCCUUUGACACCUUGUUCGACCAUGCCCCAGACAAGCUGAAUGUGGUGAAAAAGACACUCAUCACUUUCGUGAACAAGCACCUGAAUAAACUGAACCUGGAGGUCACAGAACUGGAAACCCAGUUUGCAGAUGGGGUGUACCUGGUGCUGCUCAUGGGGCUCCUGGAGGGCUACUUUGUGCCCCUGCACAGCUUCUUCCUGACCCCGGACAGCUUUGAACAGAAGGUCUUGAAUGUCUCCUUUGCCUUUGAGCUCAUGCAAGAUGGAGGGUUGGAAAAGCCAAAACCACGGCCAGAAGACAUAGUCAACUGUGACCUGAAAUCUACACUACGAGUGUUGUACAACCUCUUCACCAAGUACCGCAACGUGGAGUGAGGGGCUGCCCUGGGCCCACCACUGCCCAGGAGCUCUUGCUGUUGGCAUACUGGACCCUCCUCUGAACUGCCUUACCCUGCUUAUUCCUGUCUCUUGCACUGUGCUCUCCCACAAGUCCAGCUGCAACCCAGAGAUAGUGGAAAUUGAAAUUAGGAAGGAAAUGAUCAAUAACUCAGUGGACGACCCAUCCCUCCCAGGCCCUGGGGACCAACCUAGCAGUGAAGGUUGGGAAGGUUGUUCCCACCCCGGUGCCAGGUCCAGAUUUCCCUCCGUGAUUUGGGAACCAGCUUAGGCAAAAGAGUCCCCACAAGAUGAAAAUAAAGAUCCUAGUUACCAUUCAAAUGGUGCUAACUGUGUGUCAGGCACCACACUAAGUGCUCUGCUCUGAUAUACUCAAGGCCAUUAAUCUUCAGGACUCCCAUUGAAGUAGAUGUUUCAUUCCCCUUUUACAGAUGAGGAAACUAAGGCUCAGAGGUUAAAUGACUUGCCAGAAGUUGGCAUUUUUUUUUCUCUUUGAACAUAACCUCUCCCUUCUCCCUAAAGGUAACCACUAUUCUGAGUCCAAUCAUCAAGGUUUUGCUUUUUUUGUUUUUGCUUUUCUUUAUAAUUUUAUCUAAGUAUGCAUUCCUCAAUAGUAGACAGUACAACAUGUUUAUAACAAGCCAAUUACAUUAUGUUCUUUGAAUGUUCUAAAGUUGUGUAUAUGUGUGCACAUACGAGCACGUGCACAUGUACACCUGAGCCAAAAAGACGAGAACUCACUGAUCUCACCACUGGGGCAAGCUAGGUCAGAGCUUAGUGAUUCACACUGAAAUUGGCAAAUUGGAUUUAACCCAAUUAAUAGUGUGUGUGUGGCAGGAGUCAAGUCCCUCAUAUCCUUUGUACAAAUGAAAAUUACUCUUAAUUCCUUCAGAUUUAUAAUAACUCUGUACUUUGGUUUCAGGAUGACAUUUGGGAAGGACUCUGUUUAGAAUUAAUGGAGUGGCACAUUUUGCAGCCUUUUUGCUUGAUUGCAUGUAAUGGAAAUGCCCUAUAUUUUCCUGCAAAAUAAGUACUAAAUUCAUUAUCAUUAAGCAAAUGUACAAUAUGCUCAGGCACCGCAGAGAGUUGGGCAUGGGCACGGGCCCAUGUGAGCAUCGCUUUGGAAGUAGGGCUCUUCAACAGGGACCCUUGAACUUUAAAGAAAGGAACUUCUUUUUGCCUUCUAAUUGAUCAUUUAGACUAUUCUGGCUAAGUCUGCCCACAUGUAAUUACCAGCUAAUUCAGGCAAGGAAAAAUGUAAGUCAUUUAGACCAAAGCCAAGCAGUUUCUUUGCGUGGGUUACUCAAGGGCUUGUGGUUACUUGUAUCUCCUCUAUGUGAACUUGACUUUGAAAGACAGAGCUCUAGUGUGCCAGCCUGCUAGGUCCUGUAAGAAUAGGGAAGAGGCAGAGGGGGGUGGGCAGUGACUAGGGGAUGAGAAGCAUGGGGAAAAUAUUUGCACUCUAAACAUACAGAGAUAGAGGUGGGGCUUGUGGUACUUAAAACUUGUAGCCAUCAACUGACCGAGACCUUGGGCUAAAUAAUCAAUUGUGCUGAUAUUACAUCUCAUUAUGGAAUGUUCCUAAAUAUGCCAGGUAGACACCAGCCCAAGUACCCUCCUCCAGAAGUCUGUGACUACCUUGUCACUACUUCAGGCCCAUUCCACAAAGCCCAUCUCUGGUUUGAGAAAUUCAUCUUGAUCUGUAUCUACACCACCCAAAGUUAGGCCUCCUAUAAUGUCCAAAACAUUCCUUUCAGCCUUUUUAUUUCUUACCGUACUGUCUAUCUGCAGUAAUUCAGGACCCAUAAAAUUUAGAUAACUACAUGUCUUUGCUUGUAGAAUUGUCACUCAGCAUAAUGAGCAUUUAACAUACAAAGGCAAUGUACUGUUUUGUGUUGAUCUAUGUAAAAGAAUACAAUUCUUUUUUACAUAAUUAGUGAAAUUUUAUUUAUUAGGAAACACUAAAUAGUGUAAUAUUUCUUUUGCUUUUUAAAAAAUUCCUGGUAGCAAAUCAAGAUAAAUAAUUGCUUCAUUUUCUUGAGCAAUACAGAAGCAGGAUGAAGUAAGAGGAAUGCAUUCAUUUAAACAUGCUUUGCUUUAUGAAUUUUGUCUCUUUUUUGGUCUUUUUUUCUUAUAUUCAAGUUACAAAUGUACAAGUGUCCUUACUAAGAGUGCUCCUUUUGUAUUUUACAUAUACACAGUGUGAAAAUACAUUGGAACACUAGGAAAGUUUUUAAAUAACAGUUCUAAUUUAUCAGAAAAUUGUGUUUUGGGAUUGAGUUCUUUGUCUCAGCCCAGAAUCCCAGGUCCUGGGCCUGGUUUUCUAAUGCUGUCAUCUCAUUUCGAUGUUUUACUUUAGAAUCUGGAAUCUCCUACUUAAUAUAUGACCAUGACUUUGAAAGGCAAAAGAGGAAUCAACAAUAAAUAAAACAAACUUAAUCUUCAUCUUUAAAAAAAAGAAAAAAGAAACCAAAAUGAGAAUCAACACUUUAUAGGCUCACUGGCUUUUGUUUUCUUUUCUCUUAAUUUAAACUCAGUUAUUUUUAAUGGUUAAUACAUACAUGGUGCAAAAUUUAAAAAGCGCAAAUAGGUAUCUAGUGGAAAACCUAAGCCUCCCUCUCUCCUCCGGCACCCAUUACCUCUCCCUGGAGGCAACUAUUUUGAUCCAUUUCUUACACACACUGCCAGAGAUACUCUAGGCAUGUAAAGCACAAACAUACAUAUAAAAUCUGUGGGCUUUAAGAAAUAUAAGUAGAAUGUCAUAUAUACUGUCAUACACAUUGUUUUUUAUCACUUAAUGUUAUAUCUUGGAUAUUGUAUUACCCUGGGUAUUAAAAAUACAUUUCACAUUUUAAAAUAACAAUCUGAGCACUUCAUAAAUCCAAAUGCGUAUCUCCAGUCUGCUUGAGCUAGGAAAGGAAAAAAGCCCGAGCUGAAGGAGGAAAGGCUGCCUAGACAAUGAUUUCAAAAGUAGAGACUAAAACCUAUGGGGUACAGGACCAGAGGCUGGGACGCAUUAUCAGAGGCAUCCUCAUGUGCCUUGAACUGAAGUCCUCUUUUGGAACGUUAUGGUGAAUUGUAUGCAGAUUGAUAAGGUUUCAUUUUUACAUAUUACCAGGACUACCAGUUUGUAAUCCACUAAGCAUCACAAAGGUUACUACAUACGCUAUAAUACCGUGCUACAAAGUCUAGCUGCCAGCAAUGCUGUGCUCGCCUGCUGUAUUAGAAGGCUCCAGUUUCACAAGUGCAGACACAGAGAUGACAUUUCCCGAUCUGGGAGAAGGUUUCUUUAUCAGCACGCACAUCAUCAGUGUUGCCUCGAGUUGGUUGCAAUUUCCAAUUGCUGCUAUUGGUACUUUUUAAUUAUGAAUUACUGUUAGCUUGCAUUAUCAUCAGUUUAUUUUGUUGUGGGUUGCUUGGUUAACCCUACAGAGUAUACUUGAAGCUUAUUUGCAUCAACAGUAUUCUGGAGCUGUAAUUUUUCAAUAACUAGACUCUAAGACAUGUAUACAUUGUGGUUCAAAUAGGAAUCAUCCAUAGUCCAGUGCUAGAACAAAUGUAUACAUAAUCCACUCCCCACAAAUUAUCACUCAUUUAUUUUUCCACUGGAAAAUAAGACUAGAUGGAGUCGGUAGGUGAAGCAGUUUUGCUGUGCCCAAGUGGAGGCUGAUCAAACAUAAUUUGAGGUCCCCUGCCUUUAAUACAGCUCCACCUCAGGAAUCUUACCUUUAUAAUACAUCCUAGACAUGCAAGAGGGAUAUGUCCUGAAAUCUUCACUAACUCCAAGAUUGCAUGUCAUUUCCCCCAAAAAAUUUGCUUAACUCUAUUGGAAAAUCCAAGAGAAUUGCUGCAGCUGCUGAAAACAAGAGAGCUGCAUUGAGCUGCAAGGCUGGGUAGGGUAGGCAGACUGACUCACCACCUAUGGGACCUGCCUCCACACAUCAGCUUCCCAAAUACUUGCAGAUUCGGGUCUUACCAAAAGACAAGUCAGUUUGAGUUACUCACAAUCAUAACUACAAAGGCUACAUUUACAAAUACCAGAGUUUCGAUUGUUUUUUACUCUCUGUUCCCUGAAAACUAUAACCCCAGGCUAGCUCCAAACUCUGCUUAUAGCCCAUGCUUUACUACAGUGGUGGUUGCAUUUGUGAAUACGUGCAUGUGUGUUCACGUGUUCAUGACAACAGCAAUGCAGCUGUGAGGGUGCUCAGUGCAGGGUGAGCAGCCCCCAAACCAAGCCUGAUGACCUUGAGAACCUCAGGCUUCCCAGUAGGAUCCUGCAAGAAAGCAUCUCUUAAAAAUAAAUUCUACAGGAUAUUAGUAAAUGUUAGAUGAAAAAAAAAAGUCACAUUUAAAUAUGUUUAGGAAACAUGAGGUGAAGAAAGUUUAGCUUACUGAGGCUUUUUGUUUUCUAGUUGGAGCCCACCUCAGAGUCCCCUACAUAAUGCAUAUUAGGACUUUCUAAGGGAAGACGGGGUACGAUGGGUCCCAAUCUUGUUUGAUCACAGGACCUAUCUGUCCCCUGAGAAAUUUCUAGGAUGAGUACUCUGAACUCAGGCCUUCAUUUAGUCAUGUAUUUGGCAAGUACAUGUUGAGUGCAGCAUGUCCAAGGGUGAGCGAGAGCUUAUAGUCUAGCAGGGGAGACAGAUGAAAAAUAACUAUGAAUCGAUGUUAGUUACAAAUUGUGAUGAUUGCGAUGGAGAAAUACUAAAAUCUAUGAAAGAGGUCUAAUGUAGAUUUGAGGUCAUGAGAAGUCUCUGGCAAGGCGGCAUUUUAAAGUAAUCCCUCAGUCAUGGAGCUGCUCCAGUGAGGAGCCUGCCACUCCAGGGCGCACCACAGAGGAGGAUCCCCAGACAAGAAGACCUGGCUCCCCAGAGAAGUGCAGAAAGCCAGCAUGGCUAGAGGACACAGAGUGAGGGAGAAGACGGAUCUGAUCGCAGGCAUCAGGAGUGCUGAUUUUUCUCAUUUGAAAAAUAAGUUGCCAUUUACCUUUUUAAAUGUUCCACUGUGUAGGAAAACUCUGGGGAAAGCUACGUCAGCCAUACGGAGUCUGGGACUGCCCUUCUCAUGUCAUACCAUGGUCCUGGCUGGGGAGUGGAGGAGACCAGGAGAGGAGAUCAGACCUCUGCCCACCCCAACACCAAUCUGGUCUCAGCAACCUCUGGGCAUCCCAUAGCACCUCCUAACCUGCUGCUGCUGAUGGACAGGAGCUCCUGGACUGCCACCCCCCAGCCCCUCCACAAUGUGUCCUGAGAAGAGCUAGGGGAACUGGACAGAGUGGACGAGGCUGCAUGUGUGGAGGGAAGGAAAUAAGGCCUACCAGGCCAGAACGCUGAUCCAUGGAGACCAGUGCUUCCAGCCCUCUCACCUCGGAGGAGCAUUCCUGUUUUACCAAUGGCAGGAGCAGGAAUCCCACCAUCCAGCCUGUGGGCUUGACAGGCUAUAAGCAAGCCUCCUGGAUGUGGAAUAAUACAUUUUCCUAAUUCAUACUAAUCAGCAUGAACUAUAACUGCUCCAAUGCCCACCACAUUAUAUAAAAUCUACCAAAAGGGGGUCACUUAAUGCUUCACAAUGUUUGCUGAAACAACUUUCAUAUGAAAGUACAGUUGGUCCUUGAAUGAUAUGGGCACCGACCCCUGAGCAGCUGAAAAUUUGCAUAUAACGACUCCCCCAAAACGUAACUAUAAUACUAAUAGCCUUACUGAACACAAUCAAUUAACACAUAGCUUGUAUGUUAUGUGCAUUAUAUACUACAUCCUUACCAUAUGGUAAGCUAGAGAAAAAAUGUUACUAACAAAAACAUAAGCAAGAGAAAAUAUAUUUACUAUUCAUUAAGUGAAAGCAGGUCAUCAUAAAGGUCCUCAUCCUCAUGGUCGUCACAUUGAGUAGGCUGAGGAGGAGGAGGGGUUGGUCUUGCUGUCUGAGGGGUGGCAGAGGCAGAAAAAAAUCCAUGGGCUGGGCAUGGUGGCUCACACCUGUAAUCCCAGCACUUUGGGAGGCCAAGACAGGCAGAUCACAAGGUCAGGAGAUCGAGACUAUCCUGGCUAAUGUGGUGAAACCCUGUCUCUACUAAAAAUACAAAAAAUUAGCCAGGCGUGGUGGUGCGUGCCUGUAAUCCCAGCUACUUGGGGGGCUGAGGCAGAAGAAUCGCUUGAACCCAGGAGGCAGAGGUUGCAGUGAGCUGAGAUCGCGUCACUGCACUCAAGCCUGGGCAACAGAGCAAGACUCCGUCUCAAAAAAACAAAACAAAACAAAACAAAAAUCCGUGAACAAGUGGACCCGCCCCGUUCAAAUCAUUGUUGUUCAAGGGUCAACUGUAUAUUAUUUUCACUGGAAGUUUUGAAAUUCCAGAAAUAUGCUUGGAAAUCCCCGCUUGAAAGCUCCUUGGUUGGAAACCAGUCCAGUGGGUGACUGGCCCAGAAUGAUGCUUCUCCUCGGUGGCCCCCCUGGGCUGAGCAGCCUGGGUUCCUGCCUCAACUCCCCUGAACCCUCCUGAACUUUCUACACACAUGUGGGCACUGGCUUUGAUACUGGCAUUUGGAAGGGCACUUGGGAAAUUCAGAGAAGUACCCAUUAUUAAGAUAAAUGAUGUUUUUUCAAUGAA
This is a messenger RNA of Symphalangus syndactylus (siamang), 7967 nucleotides long. RefSeq names its product parvin alpha (gene PARVA). Lineage: Eukaryota; Metazoa; Chordata; Mammalia; Primates; Hylobatidae. Gene Ontology annotation, cellular component: actin cytoskeleton; focal adhesion; cytoplasm. The record is from RefSeq and is a predicted model, not a curated record. Gene Ontology annotation, biological process: actin cytoskeleton organization; substrate adhesion-dependent cell spreading; establishment or maintenance of cell polarity regulating cell shape. Gene Ontology annotation, molecular function: actin binding.